Molecule: messenger RNA, 639 nt
Organism: Zophobas morio
Lineage: Eukaryota; Metazoa; Arthropoda; Insecta; Coleoptera; Tenebrionidae
Product: serine/threonine-protein phosphatase 2A activator-like
Exons: 6
Coding region: 199-639 (146 amino acids)
Biological process (GO): mitotic spindle organization
Cellular component (GO): cytoplasm; nucleus; protein phosphatase type 2A complex
Molecular function (GO): protein tyrosine phosphatase activator activity; peptidyl-prolyl cis-trans isomerase activity
Source: RefSeq, a predicted model, not a curated record
AAGCUGCUAGCACCUUUUUUAAAUGGCACUCCUGCGGAGCACGGAGAAUUAGUUAAUUACUUUUAUAAUUCGUUCGGAAGUCCCGCACGCAUCGAUUAUGGCACGGAUCUAUGUCGAACUGGUCAUGAAUUGUCUUUUGUUUGUUUUUUGUGUUCUCUUUACCAACUAAAGUAUCUGCCUAAUGAGGACCUGAAGAUAAUGGGACUCUUUGUUUUUAAAAAAUAUCUGGGAGUGGUUCGAAAUCUCCAGAAAACGUAUUGCGUGGAACCGGCAGGUAGUCAGGGCGUUUGGGGAUUGGACGACUUUCAGUUUUUACCAUUCUUGUGGGGCAGCUCUCAAAUGAUUGCUUGUCCUCCAUCAACUUUAAAAUCAAUAUCUUCUCCUGAAUUUUGCAAAAAAGAGGGGGGCUGCAAUUUAUUUUUAGAAGCCGUUGCGUACGUGCAUGCCUCCAAGUCGGGACCUUUUUUUGAGCACUCUCCCGUACUGUACGAGAUCAGUCAAUCAGAUUCAUGGGAUAAAGUUAACCGAGGUCUCUUCCGUAUGUACAAAGAUCGCGUUUUGCAUCAGUUAUCAAUUAUCCGACAUAUCCACUUUGGAACAAUAUUAUCCCUUAAAAAAAAUACUGAGAAAGUUUUAUAG